Molecule: messenger RNA, 790 nt
Organism: Nicotiana attenuata
Lineage: Eukaryota; Viridiplantae; Streptophyta; Magnoliopsida; Solanales; Solanaceae
Exons: 6
Coding region: 125-568 (147 amino acids)
Source: RefSeq, a predicted model, not a curated record
ACCAAAUAGUCUCUUCCCCAAAUCGUUAAAAAAAAACGGCAAAACCGAGCGGCGUGUGCAGCAAGCUCAGACGGCGUUUUCGCAGGUUAUUCAAUCUCUGGAAGAAGUCUUGACAACCAUCAAAAUGUUUAGAAAAGUCUUAUUUUGUAUUGAUGCUGUGGUGGAGAUUAUAUCAAAGCCUUUAGUUUUUGGCCUGCGAAAAGGUGAAGACAUGAAUCCCAAAUUCGAAGAAAUGCUUGUCAAAGCGGGUCAGAGACUCCACUUCGGUAAUACCCCUCUUCCUAAAGAGAAUGCUAUACAGUAUACCGGUGAAGCUUUUGUUUGUGUUACGAUGGUAGGUACUGCGAUUGUCUAUCAAUGGAGUAGAAGUCGGGAGCGACAAGAUAAAGAACUUUUGGAAUAUUUAAAGCAAGAACGCUGGAGGAAAGAGCAAGAAUUCUUCAAAGAAAGGAAGCAAAAACUCGUGGAGGAAAAUCAAAAACUCCACCAAGAACUGACGAUGCUAGAGGAAAAGUAUCUAAUGCUGAGACGAGGAGUUCAGUCGGAGGCAGUUGACGGGGAAAAAUGACUAUGGGUCAAGGCUGUUAACGCGAGGCUUGAAGAAGUAAACCGAUGACUGAAGAAGCUUUUUAAAGGAAACUAAGAGAUGGGAUGAAUGAUUCUGAUAGCUAGUAUGUGUUUAACAGUUACAAUUUCCUUUUUCAUGUUCAUGUACUUCUAAUUUUAAGCCUUUUGUCACUUAGCUGCUAUAUUUAGUUGCUGUGUAAUUUAUGCACUCGAAUUAAGCCCU